GGUGCCAGCUUGGUCAUGUUCUGGUGAAGACAGUCUUCCAGGUUGCAGACUGCUGACUUAUUGCUGUGUCCUUAAACUUGGGUGGCCACAGUCUGCAGUGGCUUGAAGCAGGACUUUGGUUCCUCAGCAGGAAUUGAAGUCAGGGUAUGGCAGUGAGAUCCCUGAAUCCUCACCACUAGACCAGCAGAACCAGUGGCCAGUAACAAAGCCUUGGCCAGUAGGCUUUGUAGAAAUGAAUUUCCACAAAGAGAUGGAAAGUAGUGAAGCAAAGUAAUGUGUUUAGAGAGGAAAGAGUACAUUUGGAUAGACACACGUGAGUGGUCUCAAAGAGAGAGUCAUGCCCUCCUGGUAGUUUGAAUCACUUAUAUGGGGCAUUUCUUCCCAGUUUCCUCUGGCCAAUCAUCUUGCUUUAUCUGGGUUUGAGUCCAUAUUUGGUUUACCUCAGGGUCCUCCCAUGUGUGGAGUUUCCCUGGUGGUUCAGUAGUAAAGAAUCCACCUCCACUGUCAGAGAUGGUUCAAUCCCAGGGUUUGGAAGUUCCCCUGGAGAAGGAAAUGGCAACCCACUCCAGUCUUCCUGCCUAGGAAUCCCACACACAGAGGAGCCUGGUGAGCUACAGUCCAUGGGGUUGUAAAAGAGUGAGACACUGCUUGGCGCCUAAGCAACAAUGCCUAGCCCAUAAGAAGUAUUUUUAAUUGUAUUAAACGAAAGGCACACCACUGUUGUGGAGCAUUAUAUAAUCAAGCGCACAUGAAAUCAGGUUUAAGAAAAAAAUUUUCUCACGAAGUAUAUGGAUGAAAUCUAUAGGAAACUUACAGCGACGUUGUUGAUAAUCAGAAGGGACCAGAGGAAGCCACCUGCCACAUUUGCACAACGAUUUAAAAAGCGUCCUCAUAUAAACUUUGGUUCUCACAACAACCCUGCAAAGUACGCUCUAGAGGUAUUAUUAACUCUGGUUUACAAGGAAACCCACCACCUAGGUCAAGCGUGAUUGACUAAGGCGGAGCCGGGACGCUCUCCUCCGCCUCCCUGACCUAGGAUCCUUCCCUGCCGCGCCUAGGCAGCCGCGAGCGGCGCUGGGGGACUCGGUUUCCUUUUCUUCCCCUGUAUCAUAUUUGCAACCCCAUCCUGAAGCCCGCCAGCAGGUGCACGUCCAGGCGCAGGUGCGGGCGGCGGCCGACCAGCCCGGCGCCCUAGGCCGCGCGACCAUAGAGUCCGGAAGUGCAGCCCCAGCUGUUCCCUGCGGGCGCCGCUCGGUCCCAGCCCCGGCCACGCACACGAGGGCCGCGCUCCGGCGGGCUGAAUGGCCGCAGGGCUGGCCGUCAGGGUGGUCGCCGGACUGGCGGCCGCGGCCUUGGCGGCAGUGUUCUUGGAACACUACGGCCUGGCCGGCCGGUCUUCACCACUGCCCCAGCCCCGCAGUCCCCGGCGCCCGCACCCUGCGCCGGGCCCCGGAGCCGGCAACAUCUUCUGGGGUCUGCAGAUAUCCGACAUUCACCUGAGCAGGUUUCGCGAUCCAGGCAGAGCUGUAGACUUAGAGACGUUCUGUUCUGAAACUGUUGACAUCAUUCAACCAGCUCUCGUCCUAGCAACAGGAGACCUGACAGAUGCCAAAACAAAGGAUAAUUUGGGAUCCAUGCAGCAAGAGGUAGAAUGGCAAACUUACCAGAGUAUUCUGAAGAAGACAAAAGUCAUGGAAAAAACCAAGUGGCUUGAUAUCAAAGGAAAUCAUGAUGCAUUCAACAUUCCAAGUCUGGAGAGUGUUGAGAAUUAUUACAGGAAGUAUUCUGCUGUACGGAGGGAUGGCUCUUUUCAUUAUGUCCACAGUACUCCCUUUGGCAACUAUUCUUUCAUCUCUUUGGAUGCCACCCUUAAUCCAGGGCCUAAGAGACCUUUUAAUUUCUUUGGAAUUUUAGAUCAGAAACGGAUGGAGGAGCUUUUGUUACUGGCCAAGGAAAGCCGUUGGAGCAACCACAGUAUUUGGUUUGGACACUAUACAACAUCCACUGUCCUUUCUCCAUCACCAGGACUUCGGUCAAUAAUGAGUUCAGCUACAGCUUAUUUGUGUGGGCAUCUUCAUACCCUUGGUGGACUCAUGCCUGUUUUGCACACUCGUCACUUCCAGGGCACUUUGGAACUUGAGCUAGGAGACUGGAAGGAUAACAGAAGGUACCGGAUCUUUGCUUUUGAUCAUGACCUCUUUAGCUUUGCAGAUUUGAUCUUUGGCGAGUGGCCUGUGGUUCUUAUCACUAAUCCUAAGUCACUCCUGUAUAGUUCUGCUAAACAUGAACCACUAGAAAGACUCCUUCACUCAACACACAUCAGAGUCUUGGCCUUUUCCUUAUCCUCCAUUACUUCAGUUGCAGUUAAGAUUGAUGGAGUUCAUUUAGGGCAAGCUAGUCAUUUGUCUGGUCCUAUUUUCAUACUAAAGUGGAACCCAAGAAACUACAGUAAUAAGACACAUAACAUAGAAGUAAUUGUUCAGGAUUCUGCUGGAAGAAGUAAGAGUGUUCAGCACAUAUUUUCAGCUCGAGAGGAUAUUCAUCUCAGAUUUGAUCUCCUGGCAUCAUUUAUUCUCCUUACUGACCAUUGUACUGUGGCCCGGGUCACAUUUGUGAUGAUUGUGCUGAUGCAGCUCAUCGUUCUCAUUAUUUUUCGGUAUCAAGCAUAUCCAGAGCAUAAAGGACCGCUGGGAUUUAUAAAUUUGAUGUCAUUUUCCCUUCAUGUCUUGAGCAAACUGAAUAUCUCCUACUAUUCUGUGUUGUUGCUGACCCUGUAUACAGUGCUGGGCCCAUGGUUUGCUGGUGAAAUCAUUAAAGGCAAAUUGGGCUGCUGCUUUUCCUUUGGAAUCUUUGUUGAUGGACAUUUCCUACAAGGCAGUAUAACAUUUAUAGUUGGAAUUCUCCAGCUGGUGUUUUUUAACAUCCCCUUGAUGGUUUACCUGUGUUGGAUUUUGCUGCAGCGGUGCUUUGGCCACAGCUUCAGGUCUCAUCUCCGUCAAGGAAAAUACUUGAAAAUUAUACCUGUUCACCUACUUAUGUUACUGCUAUACAUCUGGCAUAUUUAUUCCUGCUACUUUCUUCAUAUGACAUAUGGCACUCUAGCUUUAUUACUCUCUCCUUUACGGACCUGGUUGACACUGGCAACACCUGUUCUCAUUCGUUGUGUUUGGUCGCUGAACUCUGCUGAGCUUGGAGCCUUCAUGGUUCGGCUAAAGAGCCACUUGAGCUCCUGAAGUCUGUAUGUCCUCAUCCACCUCUGUAGCCCAGGCCUCUGCCUCAGCAGCAGGCGGAAAGCCAGUAUUGACGGGCAAACUUCAGGGAGCUGCUGUUCCUUGGACACCUGGGAGUUGGGGGGUUACCUACUACUGAUUCUUGCAGAAUGGACUGCAGAAAGUUCUCUAUAUAAUGCCAUGAUUCCUUCCUUCCCCAAGAAGAUAAAGGGUUGAUUUACUUUUAUGAAGAGAAAGCCUUUAUCUAGGAGAUCCACAGGGCAGGGGCUGGUGGAUAUGGGAGUCUCUGAGGCCCACUCAGUGUGUUUUCUAGUUACCUCAUGUAAAGUACCUAGCACAGUGUCUGGAACUUGGCAGCCUGUAAGGAGGCCACUUUAGGGACAGGGAACGUGCAAACUUGGACCUGCCCCUGACUACCCUUGAUUAGUUCCUAGUCCCUCUUUUCAACAGGAUUAUGGGCUCUCUGCUUCCUCAGUCGGGGUGUUUUCAACUAAUCAAAUACCAAUAAAUGAAUGAUGAAUAAGAAAUAACUCGAUC
This is a messenger RNA of Dama dama (fallow deer), 3767 nucleotides long. It is a transcript of the gene TMEM62, whose product is annotated as transmembrane protein 62. The record is from RefSeq and is a predicted model, not a curated record. Lineage: Eukaryota; Metazoa; Chordata; Mammalia; Artiodactyla; Cervidae. The transcript is spliced from 14 exons. Bases 1302 to 3233 code for a protein of 643 amino acids. Gene Ontology annotation, molecular function: hydrolase activity.